GGGAGCGGAAGGAACCGAGAGUCCGGUCAUAGGGUAGGUCCGGGAACUCCUGCUGCGAAUUGGUUUAAAGAUGCCUGCAGUUGCCUUCCCAUUGAAGAGAGCAAGCUGUUUAGAAACGUAGGAGGAAGAACUUGGAUCCAAAUCGACAGACAACUGCAGGACACCGAGUUAUGGACCUGUUAAAGCUACUAGACCCAAGAGAGAGUCGUGUCCGAGCUCUGUCCCGACCGGACCUAGAAUCGGAUAGGGACGAAGACUCUGGGAUUGAAGAUGAGCCCAGAGCAGAACGCAGAGACUCUAUUAUCUUUGUUGCCUUUAAAGGGGAUAUUAAUGACCAAGACUUGCACAAGAAACUAGAAAAGAUAAUGCAUGGAGUGCCUGAGCUGAUUAACAUGGAGUGUAACCGGCUGAAGUUGCAAAAGGUGGAACCAUGGAACAGUGUCCGGGUCACAUUCAACAUCCCAAGGGAAGCUGCAGAGCGCCUACGUCUUCUUGCCCAAGGCAACAACCAGCAGCUGCGGGAUCUGGGAAUUCUGUCUGUCCAGAUAGAAGGAGAAGGGGCGAUAAAUAUUGCAUUAGUUCAAACCCCUGCACAGGAGGUUAGAAUGAAUGGACCAAUGGCAGCAAGUAAUGCAAUGAGAAUUGACCCGGCUUUUGCGGUUCAGGGCAGAGCAGGCCUCAUCAGGAUGAAUAACCCUGCUGCAGCAGGCACCAUGAUGUCCCAGGGUCCCCAUGUUUCAUCGUCUAUGAUGGCUGCAGGUGGCAGCGCUGAACUCCUCCAACCAAGGACUCCAAGGCCCUCUUCACAGCAAGAUGCCAUGGAUCCCCUCGUGUCUGGUUUGACUGUCCAGCAGCAGAACCAUCCAUCUGGUUCCAUGACUCCUCAGCUCCACCCAAUGCAGGCAGUUGUGGGCAACAGACCAGCCAACGCAGCCACCUUUCAGCAGUUUCAGCAACAGGCUCGCCUGCCGCAACAUCAGCAAGUUACUCAAGGCAUCCGUCCUUCUUUUGCGGCUCCUACUCAAGUUCCCGUCCCUCCGGGCUGGAAUCAGCUCGCGUCAGGAGCCUUGCAGCCUCCACCGGCUCAAGGAAAUAUGGGAGCUGUUGCACCCAAUCAGCAGUGGAAAAAAUCUUUAUUGGGUGCAGGAGGGCAAUUACAGCAACAGCAGCAAUUCCAACAGAGACCAUCUCUAUCAGCAGUGCAGACACCGUCCCACCCUCCCCCUCCUUACCCAUUUGGCAGCCAGCAGGCAUCCCAAGUUCACUCCAAUUUCCCAUCUAUGGCCAACUCAAACCAGUUCAGCUCGCCUUCAAUGAAACCAAUGCAGGGGGGACCCCCGAGGGUGUUGACUCCAUUGCAGCAACCCCAUCUGUCAAAAUCUCCGGCCUCAUCUCCUUCCUUCCAGCAGAGCUCGCCAGCAUCCUCCCCCACAGUGAACCAAACCCAGCCACAGGCCAUGGGACCACGACCGGGACAGGGCAAUUCACUGCCUCAGGGUUUCCAACAACAGACUGUCAGCUCUCCGGGGCGCAGCAGUGUGAUGCCACAGGGGAGCACGGCAGGCAACUUUAUGAUGCAGCUGAAUCAGGGUCCACAGGGUAUUCAUGCAGGUGUUCCUAAGCGGCUGCCGCCUGUUUUUACCGCAGGGCAAACAAAUGCCAAUUUUCUGCAGGGACAGACCCCACCCAGCACAGCAGGGUCACCUACUAAUGGUGCCACAGCUCAGCAGCAAGUAACCGCCGCUGGACAGGGAGCAGGUGGUCAGGCUAAUGGAUCAUCCCAUGGUCAGCUGCAAGGGUCCCAUGGAGGUACCAAUGUGAUGCAGACUAAUCUAAUUGGACUUCAUAACAAUCUGAAUAACCUGCAAACUAGCGGCAGUGGUGUGAGUCAAGUUAAUAUUGGUGGCAUGCAUAGUCAGGCCCAGCAAGGACCACAGUCCCAGAUGCUUGGCAUGCAUCAACAAAUAAUUUCCUCCCAAGCACAGAUGGUUAACCUUCAAGGACAGGCUUCUCUGAAUACCCAGGGUCAGCUGGUACUUUCAAGAACGCAGCUCAUGUCACAGGGACAGAUGUUGGCAGGAUCUCAAAAUCUGGGUCAGCCACCUCAGAGGAUGACACCCCCGAAGCAAAUGAUGCCUUCUCACAGUCAGAUGAUGACAGCCCAGAAUCAGGCUAUGAUGCAGCAGAAUCCUGUAAUGGAGCAGAUAAUGCAGGGAAAUAAGCAGGGAUUCAACACUCAAAAUUCAGCAGGUGUCAUGGCAGGACCUAGUCAGAUAAUAAGGGGACCAGCUCCUGGUAUGCCUAACAACAUGGUACAGUUCUCAGGGCAGGGUAUUUCCCAGCAGGGGACGGUGGGUGGUAAUCCUUCACAGGGUGUUAACAUACAGAAUCAGGUGCUCCGACAAGCUGGACCAGGACAGCAUCUUCAGCAGACCCAUGCAGAAAGCUCUGCUCAAGCCACUGGUGACUUGGGGACCCUUUUGCCAGAUUUACCCAUGCAGCAAACAGGCAAUAUGGCUUCACAACAUGCUCAACACCUACAAAACAUGCCAGGGAAUAACGGACCUGGACAACACUUUGCAGGACAUGGCCUCCCUUUCAAUUCUCCGUUUGGUCAAGGUGGCAGUGGAAACCAGUUGGCUUGUGGACAAAAUCAAUCCUUCCCUGUUAACAAAGAUGUCACUUUGACCAGCCCUCUACUGGUAAACCUUCUUCAGAGUGAUAUAUCCGCGGGUCACUUUGGUGUGAACAGCAAACAGAACACUGCUGCUGCCAAGCCAAAGAAGAAGAAGCCACCAAGGAAGAAAAAGAACCAACAGGGAGAGGAACAUAUGAAUGCUGCUGAAUCUCGUAUGGAAGAGUCUGAUCAGUCUGGAAUCGUAGGAGAUCAAUUAGGAGCCUUAGACGCUGGUCAGAAACUUUCAGAAUUCCAAAACAGGCCACCAGGCUACCCAACUCAAGGUCUUGAGCAGAGACAACUUCAGCAGAUUCCUCAGUUAAUGCAGCUUGGACAGCAACAGGGUCAAAGUGGGCAGAAUCAGCAGCCUACCCCUCCUCAGCAGAUGAUGAUGAUGCUAAUGAUGCAACAGCAACAACAGCAGCAGCAGCAGCAGGAACAAAAAACAGUGCGGCUUCCUUUGCAACAGAAUGUCUUUAACCCCCGGGCUGCUAUGAAUACAGAUGCUCAGAGAAUGCCCAUGCAGCAAGGAGGCAGCAUGCAAGCUAUGGUAAACUUACAAAACACUGGUUCCAUAACACCUUCACCUGACAAGCAGAGAAUGGCAAUGUUGUCCAAUUCAUCAUUAGGAGGCAAUGGUAGGAAGAUGGGAUUUCCAGAGAGUGGACAAAAUCAAACAGGCUCACCUUUGGGUGAUGGACCUUCUGCUGGUCCUCUUGGUGACAUUCCUGAGCUUUCCACAGCUCCUGGAUCUCAAAACAAUAUGGCCCCACAUAUGCUUAUGCCUCAAAAUCCAAUGAUGAUGGCUGGCUCUAAACCAGGAACCCCCUCUGCCCUUUCUCUUACACAAGGUACAAGCCCUCAGCAGCAGCACUCCAACACAAUGGGUGGCUCUCAUGGGCACCAUUACCAAAAUGUUCAGACUCCAUCACAGACUUCAAGGCCGAAAACGCCCAACAGAGCAAGCCCUAGACCUUACUACCCUCAGACACCCAAUAAUCGCCCUCCUAGUACAGAACCUUCAGAAAUUAGCCUUUCUCCAGAAAGACUCAACGCCUCUAUUGCUGGUCUUUUUCCUCCUCAGAUCAAUAUUCCAUUACCUCCACGGCCCACCCUUAAUCGAGGUUUUGAUCAGCAAGGGCUGAAUCCAACUACUCUAAAAGCCAUUGGACAAGCUCCUCCAGGGUUGACUGUGAACAAUCAGUCUACAUUUGUCUCACAUUUGAAUAAGAUGGAUAAUGGAGCUGGAAAGCCACCAACUGCUGGUGGUAACAAGCGGGCAAGUCCAAGCAAUAGUAGGCGGUCAAGUCCCGCAUCAAGUCGCAAAACAACACCAAGCCCUGGUAGACAGAACUCCAAGACUCCUAAAAUGGUACUUGGUGGACAGCAGACCCCUGGAAUGUUACAUAGUAUGGAGAUGCAGAGAAACCUGUUAGCAGGCCAACCAUCUGUACAACUACCUCAAGCAGCACCCACAAUAGGACAAUACCCUCCACCAAUUGUACCAAGUACAGCUGUUACCACUGAGGAGAUCAAGGAAAGUUCAAGUUUGAUUCAGGAAAAUGAGAACCAAACAAUGCAGAUGAUCCACAAAGAGCACCCUGUAGCAGAACACAAAACAGAUGUUCGCCAAGAAAUGAAGAUGGUGUCCCCGGAAGAGCUAGCCAAGAAGGAAGCGCUAUUCCUAGAAGGUUCAAAACUCCCACGUCCUGAAGAACUGUCUGCCCUUUCACCAGCCAUCAGAGAAGCCCCAACAUCAUUGAGUCAACUGCUCGACCACUCUGGUGCUCCGAAUGUUAAUAUCAAGCCACCAGACCAGCUUCUGGAAACAUCUAUACUACUACCUACAGAAGACUCAAAAACAAUGGAUGUUGCUUCUUUACCUGGGGACAGUCUAAAGGAUUCAGCUUGUGUAUCUAAUACUCAUCCAUUUCCAGAGGCUUCCAAUGUCCAGCCAAGGACUGAUACAGUGGAAAAUAACACUAACGUGCCGCUGAACUUACCAGGCAACACUUUAAAGAGGUCUGGUGGUCCAGCACCUGCUUCCACUUCAAUGACACCAAAUCAGAUAACUGUUUUUGUAACAUCAAAUCCUAUAACCCCAUCGGCCAGUGUGUCUACCCCAAUGGCUUCUCAGUUGCAGCCUACUUUGGUACCCACCGUAGUCACUAUGGCCAGUGUUGCAAACAAAGUAAUAGUGUCUGAAGGGCAGCCUCCUGUACAGUCUAAUACACGUCAACAAUUUAUCACUCCAGUUUUUUUCAAUUCCUCUUCUAUUAUCCAAGUAAUGAAAGGAUCACAGCAAAAUAACAUGCCGCCUUCCAACACUAACAUGAUGCCUCAGUCUGUUGCAGUUGUUGGACCUUUGCAUAUUUCCAAAAAUAUUCAGUUCCCUGGACCAUCAUCAUCUACUUCCCCUUCCAGUAACACCAACAAUGUAACUACAACCAGAUCAGCCCUCACAAGCCCGGUACAAAUGUCUGGACAACUUGCACCAUCUCAGUCUCCUUCCCCACUUCCACAACCACCAGCCAAAAUGCAGUACAGCUCUGAUGACCUCAGCACUCAACUUGGCUCUGCUUCUGACUUAUCUUCACCUGUAAAUGUAAAGCCAACAUUGUCGCCAACACUUGGCAGUAAUGUGGAAACUUCUGGAAGCAAGUUCCAAUCAACACCUUCCAUGGGUCAAGACCAUAUGGAAAGCUCUGAAGCUGGCUGUCCCAGUAUGGGUGGUCCAGGAAGGUCACCAUCUAUGACAAGUCAGACCAGUACAGAGAGUAACAGCACUUCUGCACUGUCCAUGGAUCCAAUUGUCCAUCGAUCCAGCACUCCUGUUGACCUUCUACCGUUUCCGUCUCCGAAUCCACCAAUGAUGCUAUUGGCUGAAAAAAGUAGUGAAGGCACGUUAGCGGAGCAAAUUAGCACCACCUUUGAUGACACUGUUCCAGAACAGAUUUUAGAAACAGUUUUUCCUCAGAAUCCCGGGCCAGAGGAAGGGACCAGCACUGACAAUCAGAAUGCGUCAGAGAAACGAGAUGCUGAUACGCAAGAGAAUAUGGAAUGUGAACCAGGGGAGAGGUCCAGGCCCCCAAGUCGAAGAAAUUCCAGAGUGGAGGAAUUCCCCAUGCCACAAGACAUCUUGGAGAGCGGACAACGAAAGCGUGUGGCCCGUCCCAGCAUUGCAUCCAAUUCCGUGAAAGAAUCUGGAGCCAGUCCCACUCAAUCCAAACGGAGGAAGUCCAAGUAGACUUUUUUUUUUUUUUUUUCUUUCUUUUUUUAAUUGACCCAUCUGCUGACAGAUCUGUAUAUGUUCGUGAGCUGUGAUAUAUCUCUAUUUUUUUACCAACUGGAGGUGAAUAUGGUUGUACAGUUCUCAG
Nanorana parkeri is the source of this 6054-nucleotide messenger RNA. RefSeq names its product nuclear receptor coactivator 6 (gene NCOA6). The transcript has 15 exons. Bases 171 to 5924 code for a protein of 1917 amino acids. Gene Ontology annotation, cellular component: histone methyltransferase complex; nucleus; transcription regulator complex. The record is from RefSeq and is a predicted model, not a curated record. Gene Ontology annotation, biological process: positive regulation of transcription by RNA polymerase II. NCBI's taxonomy places the organism in Eukaryota, Metazoa, Chordata, Amphibia, Anura, Dicroglossidae.